Molecule: messenger RNA, 793 nt
Organism: Solanum verrucosum
Lineage: Eukaryota; Viridiplantae; Streptophyta; Magnoliopsida; Solanales; Solanaceae
Product: peptidyl-prolyl cis-trans isomerase FKBP15-1-like
Exons: 6
Coding region: 77-526 (149 amino acids)
Biological process (GO): protein peptidyl-prolyl isomerization
Molecular function (GO): peptidyl-prolyl cis-trans isomerase activity
Source: RefSeq, a predicted model, not a curated record
GAUCUACCCUUAUAUUUACCAGAAGGAAAGAAGGGAAGAGGAGGAGAUUUUGCAGUGUGUAGAAACAGAAUCGACGAUGGAAUUCGGCCGCGCAUUCAAUGCCACUUCAAUUUUCAUUGUUUUUCUUCUUGUUACUCUAGUUUCCGCUAAGAAGUCCGGCGAUGUUACGGAGUUGCAGAUCGGUGUGAAGUUUAAGCCAGCAUCUUGCGAACUUAAGGCUCACAAGGGCGAUAGAGUCUCAGUACACUACAGUGGAAAACUUACAGAUGGAACUGUAUUUGAUUCCAGCUACGAGAGGAAUGACCCCAUUGAAUUUGAACUUGGAAGCGGUCAAGUGAUUAAAGGUUGGGAUCAAGGACUUCUUGGAAUGUGUGUGGGAGAGAAGCGAAAGUUGAAAAUCCCUGCUAAACUUGGUUAUGGUGAGAGUGGAUCUCCACCAAAGAUCCCAGGUGGUGCAACACUUGUGUUCGACACUGAGCUGGUUGCUGUGAAUGGAAAGAAAACAACAACUGAUAGUGAACUGUGAUUUCACGAUGUCGCUAUGCACUGUUUCACGUUAGCUCAAGUAUGGAGGAGGAAACUUCUAAGGAUCUGUUAAUGUUAGGCUAUCUAUUAGUUCUAUUUGCUUCUUUGAUAAGUUAGAUACUGAAUUAUUUGGUCUCUGGCAAAAUUACACUUUUUGUCACUAGUUAUUUCUUCCGCUUAAGUCAAGUGGAUGGACGUUGAACUCCAAGGAUGGGUUUCCAUCUUACUUCUUACAUUAUGGUACACUUGGUAGUUUUAUUUCUUUCUA